GUGAGGAUUGUCGUUAAGCGGCGACUUCACGAGGCGUCAUGUCCAUGAAAACUCGGAGAAAAACCAAGGCACUGGCUAGUGCGUCUGAAGACGCUGCGCCUAGCUCCCCUCUACCGGUGGACGACACGAGCCUGAGCGUUACCAUUCCUGAUGACCUCGACGUUGACGCUCUUUCAACAUUAAUUCCCAAUGCUACUCUUGCAUAUCCUUCGCCAGAUAUUAUCAUUGCCUUGUAUCGUCUUGCCUUGUCUCAAGCAGCAGAUUUGGAUGCCACCCACCGAACGGUCGAUGAAUUACGCGCUAAAGCGGAGAAGACAGACGUCGAACUUGAUCAGGCGCUGCAAGACAGGGAAUCACUUUCUAGGGACUUGGAAUCUCAAUUGGAGACUACACAGACAGAAGUGAAGGAACUGAAGCAAGAAAGAGACCAGCUUAUUUCUUCUCAGGCCGAGUUGAAAGCCGAGCUAUUGCAGCUUUCCACAACCCAGUCUACGUCUUCCACUGAACUCGAUGAUGUGCGUCGACGUUUGGAAGAUAGCGAACGUGAAAAACGCGACGUCAUGGCUGUAGUCAGUCGAUUGAAACAAGAUGAAACUCAACGUGAAGAGGAGAUUCAAACGCUACGAAAGCAUCUUAAGGAUGCUCGCCAGGAGCACCAGACGUUGGAGAACCAAGUCCGGGAGCUGCGGUCUACAGAGACGUCCACGAAGUUCAAACUUGACUCUCUUUCCCAGCAACUUGAACUAUCUCAGUCAGAAGUCGAACGGAUUAACUCCGAACUCACUUCCAAGUCCGAAGAAAUUACUAAGUAUCGACGCGCCAAGCAAGCUGAGGUGGUUACUCUUCAGGCAAACCUUGACGCGGUCUCUCAGACCAAUGAGUCGACACAGUCUUCUCUCAAGGCGCUCCAAUCUUCCCACACGUCUCAGACGCAUCAGCUCACCCAGGCCCUGACCAAGGUACAAGAUCUUAACGGACAACUAGCUGAGCAGGAGGCCACGUUUACCCAAGAGAUGAACUCAUUGAGACGCUUGGUCGCCAUGUUGGAAGAAAGAGAGAAAGAAGCUAAAGACUUCGUGGCAUCGAUAGAAAAGGAAUGGGAUGCUGUCGGAGAGAAGGCUGACAGACGAGAGAGCGCACUGCGGGUCGAGGUAGAGAGGGAAAGGAAGGGCAGAGAGGAUGCAGAGAGGAAAGUUGAGCGGCUGGAGACUGUUAUUGAGAGGAUGGGCAGAGGGGACUUGCCGGUUCUAGGCCGCACUCCCGGGACUCCAGUCAGAGGAAUUCUUGAUGAAAGUCUAGAUGGAAUGAUGGGUCUAAGUCCCACCGUGGCCAUGGCGAGCAAAGCGCAAAAGACCGGCAAGACCUUCACUGAAGUUUACGCUGAUUAUGUCCGUCUUCAGGAGGAUUAUGCAAAGAAGUCAGCGGAGUAUGAUCACAUGGAUCGUACGUUGACCGAAGUACUCGCACAGAUCGAAGAGAGGGCCCCCAUUCUUUCCCAACAGCGCAUAGAAUACGAACGCCUGCAGACCGAAGCGGCUCAGCUUGCAUCUCAGCUUGCCCAAGCACUCUCCGACCGUGACACCCAGGUCAUCCUUGCACAAGAAAACGCGCAGAAACUGAGCAAGAGUCAACGCGAAAAUGCACUUCUUGAAAAGCAGUGUGAUGAUCUUGGCCGACAGGUUCAAAAUUUACUUCGUGAAAUUGGACGCCGAGACGACCCUACUCUCCCUUCUGAAGAAGAAAUUUCCCUUGCACAGCAGGAAUCAGAUGUUGACGUCUUGAUCACCAACAAUCUGGUUUUGUUCCGGUCUAUCAAUGGACUUCAGGAGCAGAACCAGAAGCUCCUUGCUAUCACCAGAGAGUUGGCGAAGAAGCUUGAAGACGAGGAGAAGGAGUAUAGGGCACAGAUGGAGCAAGAACAAAACGAAGCCGUUCAGGAAGCUCAUGCUAUCAUUAAACACCUGGAAGAGAAGUUGGAGAAUGAGAAGAGGAGCAGCGAAAAACGUUUGCAAACAUAUGUCAAGGAACGGGACACGCUCGCGGCGCUCCUUGCUCGUUCUGACAAAGGCGCCGGGGCCAAUGGACGGAUGAAUGGCAACGCUGGUGUUGUGUCUCCUCCCUCCGAUGUCGCGCGAGAAUUGGCAGAAAUUCAGAGUCAAUUCGAGGUGUAUCGCACAGAGAUGGGCAUUGACUCUGGCAAGCUGCGGGAAGAGCUCGCCCUUGCUCAGAAGGAGGUCGGAAAAUUGCAUGCAGAACUUGCCAAAGAGAAAGCACGAAGCGAGUACUAUAAUGAGCGAAACCAGAUCAAUCAAGAUCAAUAUAACUUGCAUGCUCGAGAACUCGAUGACCUAGGCAAGCGGAAUCAGCAGCUGUUUGAUCAAUGGACUCGAGUCGACAUCGAAUGCGGUCGUGUGACGGAAGACCUUCGGCUGGCUAACAGCCGAAUCGAACAGCUUCGCAAUGAAUCUGCAAACCUACGUGCUGAGAAGAAGAUUUGGGAUGAUGUACAACGCCGGCUCGUCGAGGAGAACAAAGCCUUGACUUUGGAGCGCUCUCACCUCAACGACUUGAUGGGCAGUGUCCAGAGGAUGCACAACGAUCUUGAACGAUCCGGCGAGAACGACCGUCGUCGUUUGGAAAGCCAACUGCAACUCUUAGAAGCACAAGUACAAGAUUCGCGCACCCAGUUGACCGAAGAACGGGAUAAUGUCCGAAACAUCACACUGCAAAAGGAUAUCGAACUCAAGGAUCUUCAAUCCAGACUUGACAAGAAUAGCUCUCCAAGACACGGGAAGCUCUCGUCGGUGCUGAAACUAGCAAGAAGCACCUCGAGGAUCGUAUUGAAGACUUAACUAGACAAGUUCAGGGCAGCGAGGAAAAACUUGCGGUAUAUGAGCGACGCUCGGGUACUCUUGGUGCUCCUCGUAGCAGUCAGGAUAUGAGCAAGGAGCAGCAGCUUGAGGCGGAAGUCGCG
Desarmillaria tabescens is the source of this 2974-nucleotide messenger RNA. RefSeq lists its product as uncharacterized. Bases 39 to 2852 code for a protein of 937 amino acids. The transcript has 8 exons. Gene Ontology annotation, cellular component: nuclear pore. NCBI's taxonomy places the organism in Eukaryota, Fungi, Basidiomycota, Agaricomycetes, Agaricales, Physalacriaceae. Gene Ontology annotation, biological process: mRNA export from nucleus. Gene Ontology annotation, molecular function: structural constituent of nuclear pore. The record is from RefSeq and is a predicted model, not a curated record.